Messenger RNA from Rhizopus microsporus ATCC 52813, 1290 nucleotides. RefSeq lists its product as uncharacterized. NCBI's taxonomy places the organism in Eukaryota, Fungi, Mucoromycota, Mucoromycetes, Mucorales, Rhizopodaceae. The coding region runs from base 1 to 1155 and encodes 384 amino acids. The record is from RefSeq and is a predicted model, not a curated record. The transcript is spliced from 3 exons.
AUGAAGAAGAAUAGCAGCUCGGAAGAAGAAGUGUCGGCUAUAGUGAAGACGAUCGUGGAACAAUGCAGCAAAGUUAAAACGUAUGUUUCGUCUGGAAAGGUAAACGAUUUACCAAAAGACCUGCUGCCUUCCCAAGAUGUCGACAUGAUACAUGAUAUGUUUAGCUCUUAUCCUCCUAAUCAUCAGUUUGCGAAAGGCUCGAUAUAUUAUGACUGCAAAGUAAGUACCUUGAAGCAUUUAAAAGCAUUUUACAAACUAUCAAGUAUGCGUGAAAUCCUUCAAGGAAAAUCGUUUAAUUGCUUUCCGCUGAGGAGGACAUUCAUUCCAUCCUAUAUGACUAUCGACGCUUAUCUUAAACACGCAAAUUUUGAAAAACCCUGUUACCAGCCAUUUGGACAAAGAAAUACAAAGGCAAUGAAGUCACAGGGUGAAAGAAAAACAAUGAUGCUUAGAGGCAUGCUGUUCACUGAUGGUGUUGGUAUGUCUGUGUUGAAACAAAAUGAUGAUACGAAGAAGGGCGGUGGUGGUGCUGGUAGAAGAACGAAAGCAGUGGAUGAAGAAGAUUUCAAAUACGUAGAAAAGUUGGAAAAAAGAAGAGAUAUUGGCUGGUGUCGGCAAGUAGCAAUUGAAACAAAGUCAAGAAAAUUCAAGAAGCUCCGGGAGAGCUUGAAGCCUGAUGAUGUCAGAGCUGCCAAAGCAUCAUUGUCAAAGUGCAAAUCUUCAACAGUUAAUGGAGACAAAUUUGCCAAGUACCUUCAGGAAAGAGCAGCAGUAACACCAGUCUUGGUUAAGUAUUAUGCAAAUGUAGAUAUUCCUGCUGUAGAAACAAACUUGUUGCCGUUUCGAAAAAUGAAGCUUUCCAGCUUCAUAAAUGGACAGCAAGCAGAUAAACGACUGGCCAGGAAUCUGAUAACAAAGUUCGGUGAUGACGCUACCCUGAUAAUUGGCAACUGGUCUGCCGGAAAUGUCAAGUUCCACGAGCCCAUUAGAGACGUUGGAAUGAGAAGGAUGCUAGCUAAACAAGGGUUCAAGAUAUACCUUCUUGAUGAGUGUAAAACAUCUAGCUUGUGUCCUACAUGUCUGAGCGGUGAACUUGAAAGUUCAAAAAAGUUCAAAAUUCAAGACCUUUCCAGAGAGAAAAGCAACCAACUGUAACAUGGCAUGGCCUUUUAGGGUGAUUCGUUUCUGUGUUUAUAAAUCCAACUCUUAUAUUUAUUAUUUAGGUGCAAAAACCAACAAUGUUUGGAGACCAGGCUGGUACAAUUUCUCGUCGUCGUCUUUGGAACCGUG